Morone saxatilis (striped sea-bass) is the source of this 1406-nucleotide messenger RNA. RefSeq names its product cilia- and flagella-associated protein 157-like. Gene Ontology annotation, molecular function: microtubule binding. Gene Ontology annotation, cellular component: ciliary basal body; cilium. Lineage: Eukaryota; Metazoa; Chordata; Actinopteri; Moronidae. The transcript has 9 exons. The record is from RefSeq and is a predicted model, not a curated record. Bases 1 to 1389 code for a protein of 462 amino acids.
AUGGGGGAUGAAAUCAGUCCUGAAGAGAGAGAGAAGUCAUUAUAUGUGACACAAAUCCGACAUCUGGAUGAGCAGUUGAAGAGAUGUCAGCUUAAAUGUGACGAACUGGAGAAACAGAACAAGGACCUCGCCUCGCAGUACAGUGUGCUGGAGGAAGACAAGAAAGACAUCACUGAGUACCUGAAAUAUGCUGUGGCUACAAAAGAGAAGGAGGUGAACGAGCUGACUGAGCGGCUGGAGAGUCAGCAGCAGGCUGACAAACAGCACAGAGAGGCCCUGAAGAUGCAGCACAGCCAGCAGAGGCAGGAGCUACAGGAACGGUUCGAUGAACUGAACUCCCUGUCCACUAAGCAGGAGGAGCACAACGAGCAGAUCAUGCAGCUGAUGCAGCAGCUGUCCAAAAAGCAGUCUCUAGAGAAGCAACUGGUCAGUCAGAAGAAAGAGCAUGAAGCUGCAAUCUGCAUCAUGAGGACGGACGCAGCGUUCGAGAGGGAUAAGCUGUCUAACGAGAUACAGAACAAGGUGGACAGUAUCAUUAACACAAAGGCCUCAGACAUUAUUCAGAAGGAGAGGGCUCAGCGCAGCGAGUGGGUGGAGCAGUUCCAGCUCCUGCUGAAUGAGAACGUGGAUCUGUGGGAGGAGAGAUACACCCUGGAAGCCAAACAAGGAGUGAUUUUAUGUGAGAUUGGCCUAGUGAGGGAAGAUAUUAACAGUGACGCCAUGGAGAGCUUCAUCUACAAGAGGGAGGUGGGGAACCAGACGAACAAGCGCCAGCAGCUGGAGGGGAAUCUAAAGGGCUGUAGUGCCGCCCACAAGCGCACGCUGGCCAGGGAAGAGGAGCUGAGUAAGGAACUGGCCUCAGCGUCCGAGGAGUGCAGACAAAAAUCAGCUGAAGCCAGUCAGCUGGGGGCCGAGCUACAGUGGGAGAGGAGCAGGAGGAGGGAGCUGGAGGGCAUCAUAUGGGAAGCAGUCGUCAUUCUCAGACACAUCAUGGAGGACUCAGAGAAGGCGUCAAACACUCAGCGGAAGAAGAAGCGGCUGCUGGAGGUCCUGGAGAAAGCUGCCCCCAAAGAAACAGGCCCCACUCUUAAAAUCUCAAUUGAGGAGAGCAGUCAAGGACAGACGCCGCAGACCACUGACCCCAAAACAGCCAGUGCCGAGACCCUGAACAGAGCCACAGAUCCAUUGUUCCUGCUUGCCCGCUACAGACCAGGCGACCUUGGCUUCAUACCUCGACCUACAUGGAAACACAAACCAGCCGUCUCCACCAGCACCAAGCGGUGUCUCAACAGGAAACCGUGCAGUAAGAAGACAGGAACCUCCACCUCUGAACCAAAGCCAGUCAACAAAGAUGAAUGUUAUUUAUCCCACUGCCCCAUUUCAAAAUAAAGGUUUUAGUCACUUUA